Messenger RNA from Penicillium diatomitis, 399 nucleotides. Its product is annotated as arsenate reductase ArsC. The record is from RefSeq and is a predicted model, not a curated record. The coding region runs from base 1 to 399 and encodes 132 amino acids. NCBI's taxonomy places the organism in Eukaryota, Fungi, Ascomycota, Eurotiomycetes, Eurotiales, Aspergillaceae. The transcript has a single exon.
AUGCCGAGCGUCUUGUUCGUCUGCGUCCACAACGCCGGCCGCUCUCAAAUGGCGGCUGGCUACCUCAGACAUCUCGCAGGUGACACUAUUGAAGUGCGCUCUGCUGGGUCAGCCCCAGUCGAUUCUAUCAACCCCGUCGUUGUCAGCGCCAUGCUCGAAGAAGGCAUUGACCUUGCCAGCCAAACCCCCAAAAUUUUAACCGCCGAUGCGGUUGAGGCCAGUGAUGUUGUCAUCACAAUGGGGUGUGGCGAUGCCUGCCCCUUCUUUCCUGGCAAGCGCUAUCUCGAUUGGCAACUGAACGAUCCUGCCGGGCAGGGCAUUGAGGCAGUGCGACCCAUCCGUGACGAAAUCCGUCGUCGCGUCGUGGCUCUCAUCACCGAACUUCAACCCUCUGUUUGA